This is a messenger RNA of Pundamilia nyererei, 2841 nucleotides long. RefSeq names its product beta-1,3-galactosyltransferase 8 (gene b3galt8). Gene Ontology annotation, biological process: protein O-linked glycosylation. NCBI's taxonomy places the organism in Eukaryota, Metazoa, Chordata, Actinopteri, Cichliformes, Cichlidae. The transcript is spliced from 2 exons. Gene Ontology annotation, molecular function: N-acetyl-beta-D-glucosaminide beta-(1,3)-galactosyltransferase activity. The record is from RefSeq and is a predicted model, not a curated record. Gene Ontology annotation, cellular component: Golgi membrane. Bases 224 to 1042 code for a protein of 272 amino acids.
UACUUUUGGAACGCACCCGUGGAGUUGGCAGUAACACGCCUUAUUGUUGGCCUUCAACCGCGGAAGAAGAGACGAAGAAGAAGUGGCAGCUUGUAAGACAACUUUCUACUUCCCGGUCCUCCCAGCUGGGAAACAUGUUCCGUGUGGGAUCACGGGGACCCGGGCUGAGGGGCCUGCUAUCGGACGCGUUAGGGAAAUAAAGAGAGGCUCGUCGGUUUAGACCAUGCGGGCAACUUUAAUCCGGAGGCUGGUGAAGUUACUCAGCGCUGCCGCUGUGCUGGCCCUGACUGCGCAUAUCUUAGCCAGCUCACUGAGUAAACAGACGCCAGAGCCCAGCCCGCUUCCCCCGGAGGAGUACCGUCUCGUAGACCCUCAGACAUACCGCUACCUCCUCAAUCAGCCCAGUGUUUGCAGGCACAGGAGCCCCUUCCUACUGUUCAUGGUGCCCGUGGGGGCUGAGGACGCUGCGGCACGGGAGGCCAUCAGGAAAACGUGGAGCGCCUCUGGCCGGGACACCCUCACUCUUUUCUUUGUGGGGAUCCCACAGAGGCCACAGAUGUCGGCCCUCCAGCAGAAACUGGAGGAGGAGAGCAGGCAGCAUGCAGACAUCGUCCAGUGGCUGAGGAACUCCCCCAAGGAGAACUUCAUCACAGGGUCGGUGAUCCAGGAUGGCAGGCCACGGCGGGAGCCCAACAGCAAGUGGUACGUGUCAGAGGAGCUAUAUCCAGAGGAGAGCUUCCCCUCCUACGUGUCUGGAGCCGGUUACGUGUUCUCCGCUGACCUGGCAGCCAGGAUCUCCUGGGCCUCCAGGUUUGUGCGGGUCAUCCCUUUGGAGGAUGUCUAUGUGGGCUUGUGCUUGCGGAUGCUGGGUGUCAGGCCUGUGUACGCCUACAGCCUGCCGUUCUUCAGAAGCCUGUUCGAAAUCAAAAACCUGAAGUACGACAGGUGCACCUUCGCCAAGUUGAUCAUUGUUAAUGGCUUUAAGGCACCAAAGCUGCUGAGGGUUUGGCAGGACUUUGCCAAAAGCCACGAAAGAUGCUGAUCACAUUUACCUGGUGCCUUACCAGGCAAUUCUAAGAGAGUAAGUCUGCUGCAAAGGAAAGAAGGCCAGCUGAUACACAGAGGUUAGGGUGGCAAACAGCAUCAGCUGAUCAGUCUAUCAACAGAAAAAUAUCUUCUUGAAAACCUUUUAGGUCUUAGUUUAGACUCAUCCUCAUCAGUCUCCUUACUCAAUACUGAAUAUUUGGCUUUUCAUAAACAGAAUUAUAGCAGAUAUGUUUUCAAAUCUACUAAUAAAAAGAAAAAUAGGAACAUUUUUGUAUUAACACUCAACUCAAAAGUUGAGCAAGUACUCAUUUAGGCUAUAAAAAACCCUUUUGUGAUAAGUUAAGUGUUUAAUUUAUUUCUGUGCCAAAAGUUUGGCGGUUCCACCUUGUCAAAUGUGACACUUUGAUAUUUCCUUUUUGUCAUAAAUUACACUAAACUCAAUCAGAUGAGUUGCUGAAGAAUAUGAUCGCUGUAGGGAAAGUGAGAAUGAAAAUGGUUGUUGCCUUAAAUUUUAAAACUGAUGAGGAAAGAAAGUAUGUUGAAAAGUUGCUCAACUCAGACAUGUCAGUAACAUCAAAGAUCAGAUGUGCCUAAACACUGAUCAGAAUAAAACCCUGCCAGUGAGUACUGAUCUACCUCCUUGGGUUAAGGCCACGUUAAGACACAGCUUUAAACCUUAGCUUCAGUUAGUAAGUCACACAUUCAUUUAAAAAAUGACUUGCCACCUUUUUUACUUUGUGAUAUUAUUUUUUGACCCAAAAAAUAAUCAAAGAGUUAAAAAUGUGACCGAAUUUUCUGUUUGACUCAUCAGUGGGCUUAACAUCUAUGUUACAGUCCCUUCCUUGAGCAAUCAACAGUUCUGUGAUAUUUGAAAGAAAAUGUGUAUUCACUGCAGUGUUUCAGCUUCUUUUACUGCUCCUAGCCUAUGCCAAAGAAGUGCUUUUAUACCAAAGGUUCUUUGAAAGUAUUCUCCUGUUAGUGCCUGAUGGGUUUAGGGUCUAUGUGUACGUGGAGUCACAAAACCCAGCACAACACAGUACUUUUUGCUUCCUGUUUGAAUUGGCGACAGGAAGUUAUGGUAAGUCGCUCAGUUAAGACUCAUGGAUGCCUCCUCCUCUGAAGCAGUUUGCCCUUUUUAGAGUUCAGCAGCAAAAAAACAAAACAAAACAAAACACAGCAUUUCAAGAGAGCAAAGCUGCACUGACACACACAUUUCUAACGCAAAGCGUUCGGUGACUAGUCAUGUGUUGUCUGAAUUAACAUUUUGUUUUUGUGUGUUUGUCAGAUUUAGAUUAAGAUCAAAUCACGGUCCUCAUACCUGCACCGUGACGUUUGUUUGUACUGCAGAGAAAAAUACCAAAGAUACCUCACCAGUGGCUCGUGCACUGCACUUUAAGACGGGUUUGUUGGAAUGAUUCUCGAUGUGUUAAACAAAAAUGUCUAAAUUGCACUGAUUACUUUAUACUGCAAUCAAGCUAUGUGUAUCCCGCAGCUUUUUUUGUCAGGGUCCCGUUUACUCAUGCAUAGUAGUCAUACAUGACAAACCAGCAGGUGGCAGUAGUGACUUGAAGAUGAGAAAUCAGGUUUACUGCUGGUGAUUUAUUGUGAUAACUGUAGGGUGUUGCAGGGAUAAAAUGGUACCUGUGAGUUGGUUCAAUGUAAUUUUUGCCUGUCAAACAGGGAGCCUGAUCAUCCCUGUUUAAUAUUACUGCUGCUGCUCCUUUGCCAACCUUGACAAAUGCUGUUUCUAUUUAGCGUGUAUAAUUUUUAUAUAAAUAAAAGUUUUGGAAAAUG